This is a messenger RNA of Humulus lupulus (European hop), 1406 nucleotides long. RefSeq lists its product as uncharacterized. The record is from RefSeq and is a predicted model, not a curated record. Lineage: Eukaryota; Viridiplantae; Streptophyta; Magnoliopsida; Rosales; Cannabaceae. The coding region runs from base 294 to 836 and encodes 180 amino acids. The transcript is spliced from 5 exons.
UCUAUGACCACGACCACUAGUUUGUUCCUGAACAUUCCCGAAGGUCACUAAUCAACUCCAAAAGGAGAGCCACCCAAGAUAUUUUUGCCAGGCUUCUUAAAGCUUCUGGAGCACAUAUUAUGCAACAGCCAGAACCCUUCUGAGCCUAUAUAUAUGUAUUUACAUGAAGAAGCUCUCUGCGACAUUUUCGCAAGCACUUGGAGAUAACAUUCUGGAGAGCCAAACAAACAACUGUUUCAUGCUAUAUUAAUAAACUGGGAAUUGGGCAUUUGGUUUUGUUGUAGAGAAGAAUAAUGGAGGCUAGUUAUGAAGGCUCUUCAUCUUAUUAUAGUGUUCUUGGAGUUGGUUCGGAUUCUUCUGCAGAAGAAAUAAGGCGUGCUUAUAGAAAGCUUGCAAUGCAAUGGCACCCAGAUAGGUGGACGAGGUGCCCUUCUCUCUUGGGUGAAGCCAAGAGAAAAUUCCAGAAAAUACAAGAAGCUUAUUCAGUUUUGUCAGAUAAGAGGAAGCGGACAGUAUACGAUGCGGGCUUGUAUGACCCUAAUGAAGAAGAAGACGAGGGCUUUUCUGAUUUCGUUCAAGAAAUGGUCUUUCUCAUGUCGCAGACUAGGAGAGAGGAAAAGAGCUACAGCUUGGAGGAACUACAAGACAUGUUAGUGGAAAUGGCCAAGGGGUUUGAGACUCCCACGUUUUUCUGUGGCUCAGCAUCGACAUCAUCGUCGUCGUCCUCAUCACAAUCAUCAUCUGUAUUUGAAGGUUCUGGUUGUUCCAAAAGGACACGUUUUGACCCAAAUCCAAUGGUAGACAGAGGAUUUGGUGUAUAUGCAUAUCGAGCUUAGGUAAUGGAAAGGGUAGUCAUUUCAAUUGAGAAGGGAGGAAAGUAUAAUACUGAGCCUUCCACAGUUUUCCUGAUUAACUUUCCAUCACAACUUUGGAUCGAGAAGAAUUUGGAAGUGCAAAUUCUUUCUAAAUUGCAAAGUUUCAGCUUCUCGAAAAUGUGAUUCUUAUUCAAGUGAUUCUCUGCAUUGAGUAAUGCUUUCAGUCAAGAAAGAGAUCAAUGUUGUGAUCUUGGAUAAAGAUGAUGAAGGAAGCACUUGACAGAAAAAAGUCAUCUCACUAAUCAACUAACACCACUAGAUUGCAGAAAUAGCCAUGGUUUUACCAUUGUUCUGUAGUCGUAGAAGUAGGGAGUGACGGAUUGCUUGGUUGGUCUCUAUAGAGUGUACUACCGUAUUAGUUUCAGUUCUAAUGUAAAGUACUUGUUAUCUGAAGUUUCUACUGUGGACAAGAAAUGGCGUGUUCUUAUUUUCAUUGUAAAUAAAAAAAUUCAUGAAAAUUUGGGAUUGUAAAAUCGUGCUUUCUGUCUUGUUACUGUCACAUUAUUAAUAAAAAACUAAAUUUAGAAAAAA